GGGCGGCCCCGGCCGGGGCGGUGCCCGGAGCCGCGCGGCGCGGCCGGGAGCGGAGCGGGGCCGGAGCGGGACGGGGCAGCGGCGGAGAGAGGUUAUCAGGAGCGUUUACCCAGGCUCAGCUCCCACCUUGCUGUUUGCACUGGAGAAGCGUAUUGACAUGAAAAGUAAGGAGUUGUAUUAGCAAACGUUGAUCGGCGCUGGGGCAGGCAGGCGUUGCCCAAGUUCAGGCAUCUGCUGAGAUUGUGGCGUGUUAUUUGGAGCUUUCAGCAAGACACUGGGCUACCGUGAGGCUGGGAAGGCUGUCACUGCUGCAGGAGGUAAAAUAAGAACAUGGCAUGAUGUCCUUUGGAAAAGGAGGAAUUUGGGGGCCAGGAGCAUGAAGUGCCCGUGCUGCUCUGUCCUGCCCACCUGCUCGUGUCUCCCCAGCGAUGGCAGCCAUCAGGAAGAAGCUGGUGAUCGUGGGAGAUGGUGCCUGUGGGAAGACAUGUCUGCUGAUCGUGUUCAGCAAAGACCAGUUCCCCGAGGUCUACGUGCCCACGGUGUUUGAGAACUACAUUGCUGACAUAGAGGUGGAUGGCAAGCAGGUUGAGCUGGCGCUGUGGGACACGGCAGGACAGGAGGACUAUGACAGGCUGCGGCCCCUCUCGUACCCAGACACAGACGUCAUCCUCAUGUGCUUCUCCAUCGACAGCCCAGAUAGCCUCGAGAACAUCCCUGAGAAGUGGACGCCUGAGGUGAAGCACUUCUGCCCCAACGUGCCCAUCAUCCUGGUGGGGAACAAGAAGGACCUGCGCAACGACGAGCACACGCGCCGGGAGCUGGCCAAGAUGAAGCAGGAGCCGGUGAAGCCAGAGGAGGGGAGGGACAUGGCCAACAGGAUCAACGCCUUUGGCUACCUCGAGUGCUCGGCCAAGACGAAGGAAGGGGUGCGGGAGGUGUUUGAGAUGGCCACCCGGGCUGGCCUGCAGGUGCGCAAGAACAAGAAGCGCAGAGGCUGCCCGCUGCUGUGAGCAGCCCCUGCCGGGGGCACUGCUGGCACACAGCCCCAGCAGCACCUCGUGGUGCCACCACCUGCCCCGAGCCCUUUGCACCAGAGCUGCCACCCAGGCUCACAGGGUGUCCCUGCGACAUUCCAGGGCCAUGAGGGGCCAGUGCCUUCAGCACCUGCUGCUCUCCGUGGGCCGGUGCUUGUGUUGCUCCCCGCGUCGCCCCGUUUUGUACUGAGCUCCCCGGUUUUGCCUUUCCCACGGGCAUUGCUGCGGGGUUCCCUCUCUUUCCCCAGCUCUGGGCAGUGCCACAGGAGCAGGAGGUGCGGGUCGCAGCUCAUGUGGGGGGUGUGCCAGGCCCUGGGUGUGCUGUGGCCGUGCAGGCAGCACACAGCAGUGUUGCAGACUUGCCCGGGCAGUUUCAGCCCUGUCUGAGCAGAGCUGGGCUCAGCUGCUGCCAGCUCUCCUCCCGGGACGCGUGCCCAGCUCUGCCGGCAUCGCCGCCGUGGAGUCUGCCUCGGCCGUGGGCUUGGCAGCACUAAACCCACUGCAUAAUUGGGAGAAUAAAUGCAAACUGGUAUUUUAGUAAUUGUAA
Molecule: messenger RNA, 1581 nt
Organism: Haemorhous mexicanus (house finch)
Lineage: Eukaryota; Metazoa; Chordata; Aves; Passeriformes; Fringillidae
Gene: RHOC
Product: ras homolog family member C
Exons: 6
Coding region: 429-1010 (193 amino acids)
Biological process (GO): small GTPase-mediated signal transduction
Cellular component (GO): neuron projection
Molecular function (GO): GTP binding; GTPase activity
Source: RefSeq, a predicted model, not a curated record